CGGGCUAGUUCGAUGGAAUCUAUCGAGGUCGGAGUUGCCAACGACAUCACAAGAGCGUAUGAGAUGCACUACUGCAUUCAUACCUAGAAACCGUCUCUCUCUUCUCUUCCCGUUUUUCAUUGUUCAUCCACUCAACCCAGCACGAACAUAUCAACAUUUUGUCGUUUUGGUUAAGCAUAUCCACUACAAUCAGGAGUCAGAUCACAGUUCAUAGACGUUCAGCAUAAUGUCAGCACUAACUACGCUUUUCACACCCUCUCCCUGGUGCUCUGAUCGCUUCGCCGUCUUCGUAGAUGAUGAUGCACCUGGCACGAGCACCAUGCCACCCAGCAGUGGAUGGAUAGACCCAUCCUUUACCAAGUGCAUUCCAGCGCAAUACUCGACCGCUUACCCAACCUUCAGUCCGGGUUUCUGCCCAGCGAAUAUGGAAGUCGUCAGAUAUGCCUUCAACGAGCAAGAUCACAAGACAAUCUGGACUGCAGCAUGCUGCCAAAGUGGAUUUUCACCCCUGUCUGACGAUUCUGACUAUCUGUGCACUUCGAGCGUCACGACCCCCAUGGCAUUCCUUCUCGACCCAAAUAUUACCACUGCCGAUGUUUACACGACCUUGGCGCCCGAGUGGAUUAUGCACGAUCAGGUAACAGUCCAAUGGGAACAGAGUGACUUAGAACACUUUCCAAGUGGCGUGGCCUCCCAAUACAAGUAUAUGAUGGACCUCGGGGAACAGAUUGCAGCCGUUACAAGCUCUGGAGUAACCUUUCGACCAGCUUUACAGACAGUGACGCUCCCACCAACAACUACAGUUACGACUUCGGUUCUCUGGCCAACUCCGGGCUGGGACGCAAACUUGACCACUGGAGUACCCACAAACACGAAGACGAACGAUAACGGUGGCUUGACUAAAACAAGUAAACUCAUUGUUGCUGCGGCCAUGUGCUUCGCUAUGGCAAUCUCCAUCACAGCGUAACGGCCCGGAGCAAUGACCAGAAUGCAGCUUUAGUAGAACAGGGAUUUUGCAGUAGGCAGGCAUGACAGCAAAUAUUUCUUACUUGGCUCGGUGA
Messenger RNA from Xylaria bambusicola, 1061 nucleotides. RefSeq lists its product as uncharacterized. Bases 227 to 967 code for a protein of 246 amino acids. NCBI's taxonomy places the organism in Eukaryota, Fungi, Ascomycota, Sordariomycetes, Xylariales, Xylariaceae. The transcript is spliced from 2 exons. The record is from RefSeq and is a predicted model, not a curated record.